AUGAUGCUUCCCAUAACCAGCCAAUUGUACCAAGUUCAGCAGAUAGCCGCUGGUGAGCAUGAUGUAUUGGCUUUCGGUCUGGUUUCUCACGUUUCAGGUUCUGCAAUUCGGACUGAAACGACCGACCCUCUGUCCCUGUUUAAUCUAAUUUGGUGUCAGUCUAUUACUCUACCUUUUCUCCCAUUGCCUGCCCACCCUUCUGGAUCCUGGGUCCCUUGCGGACCUGCUUCAUUAUUUUCGGAAGAGUUUUCCUCACUUGCUAUUAUCUUGCGGUUCCCCUUGAAUCGGUCAUUUCAUCCGGAGUUUCAAUUAAAUAAUUCCUUUGUGCUCCCUUGGCGCCUAGCAUAG
This is a messenger RNA of Aspergillus costaricaensis CBS 115574, 348 nucleotides long. RefSeq lists its product as uncharacterized. The transcript is spliced from 3 exons. Bases 1 to 348 code for a protein of 115 amino acids. NCBI's taxonomy places the organism in Eukaryota, Fungi, Ascomycota, Eurotiomycetes, Eurotiales, Aspergillaceae. The record is from RefSeq and is a predicted model, not a curated record.